AGAGAAGCUGUGGUCUACAAUUUUGUGGAACCGCUGAUUUGAAAGGGGGAAUUCAUCCAGGACGACAGCUACGACUUUGCGACUGGCAGAGCCGAAAAAAUACACACAUCUAUCACUACCCCUCCUGCUCCAGCUUCAUAAUAUACUUCCGCCAUGAGGUAUUCGAAAAAGGAUGAAGAUGCUGACCAGGCAAUCUUCAAAGUUGACCGCACCUCUGUCUUCCAAGAAGGUAUGCUUUGCGAUUAAUGUCAAUAGGUGCCCUCGAGCUAAUGCCACUGGCACCCAAGCUCGACUCUUCAAUACAUCUCCAAUUUCUCCUCGACGUUGUCGAAUUCUCUUAACAAAGAUUACAUAUCUCCUGCAUACCGGAGAGCGCUUCCCCACGUCUGAAGCUACGUCCCUCUUUUUUGGCAUUACAAAGCUCUUCCAGCACCGUGAUGCAGCUCUCCGACAGAUGGUUUAUUUGGUUAUCAAGGAGCUUGCGGAUACGGCAGAAGACGUUAUCAUGGUUACAUCUUCCGUUAUGAAGGAUGUUGCCGGCUCAGGAGGCAGGGGUGCGGGGGAGCAGGAGGUUUAUAGGGCCAAUGCUAUCCGGGCAUUGUGUAGGAUUAUCGACGUAAAUUUUUACUAUCCCCUUUUCCCUACCCUCUCAAGUACCGGCAUGUAGAAGAUGCUUCUAUCUUCUCUCCCUCUUAGAAUAGUGGCAAACUUUCCGGUCUCCUCUGAUGCGGCUUCUUUCGUCAAAAGAUAAACACUGCUGUUAGUUUUAUUUGCACAAGAGCUAACUAUACGCACAGGGCACGACCGUUCAAGCAAUCGAACGACUCCUGAAAACCGCUAUUGUGGAUAAAACUCCUUCUGUAUCAUCCGCGGCACUCGUAUCGUCCUAUCAUCUACUCCCAACUGCACGUGAUGUCGUCCGAAGGUGGGCAAACGAAACUCAAGAAGCUGUUCUCUCAGGUUCCAAAUCAUCUGCCUUUUCGUUAGGAUUUGGCUCAUCAUCCUCUUCGACGCCCCAAGGAUCCGGAAUGACCCAAUACCAUGCGAUAGGCCUUCUGUACCAAAUGCGUGCUCACGACCGGAUGGCUUUAGUCAAAAUGGUACAGCAAUUUUCUUCGGGGAAUGUUAAGAACCCCGCUGCGGUUGUUAUGCUGGUGAGGCUGGCUGCCAAGCUUGCUGAUGAAGACCCUGGGCUGCGGAAACCAAUGUAUACACUACUAGACGGUUGGCUAAGGCAUAAGGCUGAAAUGGUCAAUUUUGAGGCGGCGAAGGCUAUUUGUGAACUAAGGGAUGUGACAGAUGCUGAGGUUGCACCAGCUAUACACGGUGGGAUAAUGAACCACCCUUCUUCAUAUCAUCGAGCUCAACACUAAUGAUUUCCAAAAUUAGCCUUGCAACUCUAUUUGACCUCACCUCGUGCGGUUGCUAAAUUUACUGCCAUUCGGAUUUUGCAUAACUUUGCGUCCAUUAGGCCUGCGGCGGUUAAUGUUUGCAAUAUAGAUAUCGAAACGUUAAUCUCCAAUACUAACCGUUCGAUUGCAACCUUUGCUAUCACAACUCUGCUCAAGACUGGGAACGAGGGCUCUGUGGAUAGGCUGAUGGGGAAGACCAGUGCAAUCAUGGCUGAUAUCACGGAUGAGUUUAAAAUCACAAUCGUUGAAGCCAUCCGUACCUUAUGUUUGAAGUUCCCAACCAAGCAGGCCGGAAUGUUAAGCUUCCUCAGCGGCAUCUUGAGGGAUGAGGGCGGUUACGAAUUCAAGAGAGCUGUAGUAGAAAGCAUGUUUGAUUUGAUCAAGUUCGUCCCAGAGAGCAAGGAAGAAGGUCAGCAGCGCAAAUUCCUUUCCUUCCAGCGUUCUCAAUGCUGAUAAUAUCAAUAGCUCUCGCCCAUCUUUGCGAGUUCAUUGAAGAUUGUGAAUUCACCAAGCUUGCUGUUCGCAUUCUUCAUCUCCUUGGCAUUGAGGGACCAAAAACAUCUCAGCCUACCAAGUACAUCCGCUACAUAUAUAACCGGGUUGUUCUUGAAAAUGCUGUUGUUCGCGCAGCAGCUGUCACAGCCUUGGCUAAGUUUGGUGUUGCAAGCAAAGAAGGGAAGGUCGACCCUGAAGUCAAGAAGAGUGUUGUUGUGCUUUUGACAAGAUGUCUUGAUGAUCCUGAUGAUGAAGUCAGAGAUAGGGCUGCCCUGAAUCUGAGGCUUAUACAGGAGGAGGAGGGCGAGAUCGCCGAAAGAUUCAUCAAGAACGAGUCGACCUUUUCCCUCCCGAUUUUUGAGCACCAGCUGGUUAUGUAUGUUACGGGUGAUCAGUCAACAUUCGGUACGCCAUUUGAUAUCUCCGGUAUUCCAAUUGUUACUCGUGCGGAGGCAGAUGCAGAGGACCGGUCCCUCAAACUCCGUUCCACAACCAUGCCAACUCUCAGGGCACCAACCACCUCGGGUGUGUCCAGGCCUCCGGCCGCUCCGUCAGCAGCAGAGGCGGCCACAUCUGCUGCAGCGGCUGCUCAACAGCACGCCCAGCAAUUGGCUGCUGUUCCUGAAUUGAAGCCCUAUGGACCACUCCUGAAAUCUAGCCGCGAAGUGGAGUUGACUGAGGCAGAGACCGAAUAUGUGGUUACCGCGAUCAAACACAUUUUUAAGGACCACCUAGUUCUCCAAUUCAACGUCAAGAAUACUCUCACUGAUACCAUCCUAGAGGAUGUGUCAAUGGUUGCUACCCCUGCAGAUCCUGAGGACGAGGAGCAAGUGCUUGGCUUGGAAGAAGACUUCAUCAUUCCUGUGCCCAAGUUGGCAACUGAGGAAGUCGGAACAAUCUACGUCUCUUUCAGGCGAACUGGCGAGGAGUCCAAUUACGCUAUCACAACCUUCGCCAAUGUCCUCAAGUUUACACUAAAAGAGAUUGAUCCUAGCACCGGCGAACCGGAAGAUCAAGGCUUUGAGGACGAAUACCAAGUGGAGGAUUUGGAGCUUACCGGUGGCGAUUAUGUUGUUCCAUCGUUUGCUGGAAGCUUUGGGAACGUUUGGGAACAAGUCGGCGCUGCAGGUUCUGAAGUUACAGAAACCUUUUCUCUCGGAACUGGCGUCAAGAGCAUUCAAGGUAUUCAUUUCAUCCGCUAAUCGCCCUUUUCUCUCAGAGAUACUGACAAACAUCAACAGAGGCCUGUGAGGCGCUUUCCCAGUCGCUUUCUCUUCAGCCAUUGGAAGGCUCAGAUGUAGUUGCGAAUACGGCUACGCAUAACCUUAGGCUUUUCGGCAAGACCAUCUCUGGUGGCAGAGUGGUCGCCCAAAUAAAGAUGGCGUACAGCAGCAAGAGUGGCGUUGCGUUAAAGAUUACCGCGAGAGCGGAGGAGGAAGGCGUGGCGGAGAUGGUUGUCGGUAGCGUUGCCUGAGGGAUUGUGGAGUGGGGGAGAUAAAUGGGGUGUGGGGAUACAGAAAUUUGAUGGUUCUUUAUGUUUGUGAUAGCACUGUUUUACGUUUCAACGUGGAUAAUUUCUUGAGUUUUCGCCAAGCUCAAGGGAUGGGCUCUCUUACUCUA
This is a messenger RNA of Tuber aestivum (summer truffle), 3527 nucleotides long. The record is from the annotation of a GenBank genome assembly. NCBI's taxonomy places the organism in Eukaryota, Fungi, Ascomycota, Pezizomycetes, Pezizales, Tuberaceae.